ACAAGUUGAGGCCGUUAUCUUCCCGCGAAACACAUUCCCAGUCACACCCCUUUACCGUUCUCACUCUUUCUCCCUAAUCAACUACUUCCCCUACCUUCAAAUGGCUUCAAUCUCAGCCAUUGGAUCUCCUCAGCGACCUCUAACCUCAUCGGUCGGAAAAUCUCGAACCCGUGUACGGCGCGGACCCAAAUCUUUUCUUCCCCCGGAAGCCGAGAAAUCUUCUGAUUCAGGUGCAGGCGGCGGAAGCAAUCUUAUCGAGCGAAGAAAACUUGUGUUUUCAUCCAUUGGAACUGUAGCUGCGGCUUUCUGUAAUGCUUUUAAGGAUAAACUCGCCCUGGCAUCUCAGUUUGCAGACAUGCCAGCAAUUAGGGGAAAGGACUACGGCAAGUCGAAGAUGAGUUAUCCGGACUACACCGAAACUGAAUCGGGUCUUCAGUAUAAGGACUUGCGAGCAGGAGAUGGCCCCAAACCCAAGGUUGGGGAUACAGUAGUGAUUGAUUGGGAUGGUUAUACCAUUGGAUACUACGGUCGUAUAUUUGAAGCUCGAAAUAAAACAAAAGGUGGUUCAUUUGAGGGUGAUGACAAGGCUUUUUUCAAAUUCAGAGUAGGAUCUCAAGAGGUGAUACCAGCUUUUGAGGAAGCUAUUACAGGCAUGUCUCUUGGUGGCGUUAGAAGGAUCAUAGUGCCUCCAGAAUUGGGAUAUCCGGACAAUGACUACAACAAGAGUGGCCCAAGACCCACAACAUUUUCGGGCCAACGAGCCUUGGAUUUUGUGCUGGGGAACCAAGGGCUGAUAGACAAGACUCUUCUGUUUGAUAUUGAGCUGAUUAAGAUCAUCCCAAACUGAUUUCUUAUCAAAUUCAACAUCUUUCACGGGAAAUCACAUUGUUGGCCAAUGAUUUUGGCCGAUAUAUCAAGAGUUUCUUGUUCAGUUCAGAAUGCUGAACGCUACUAACCAGCUUAAGAAGCUGAAUUGUUGAAUCUAGACAAACAUAGAGCUUCUUUUUCUAUGAAGCCAAGCUUGCUUAGUGCUUUUCCCAUUGCUUGAAAUGAAAGCUUGUCACAGGUAAUAAAUUUCCCAUGAAUCAUGAAAGAAUACAAGAAAAUGUCCAGUAUUACCUACCUGUGUCAUCUUUCCAAUUCAGAUGUAAUGUAUACCUUCAAUCUAUUUGCAGCACAUUUAUAUA
Messenger RNA from Rosa chinensis, 1187 nucleotides. Its product is annotated as peptidyl-prolyl cis-trans isomerase FKBP19, chloroplastic. The record is from RefSeq and is a predicted model, not a curated record. The coding region runs from base 101 to 847 and encodes 248 amino acids. Gene Ontology annotation, molecular function: peptidyl-prolyl cis-trans isomerase activity. Gene Ontology annotation, cellular component: thylakoid; chloroplast. Lineage: Eukaryota; Viridiplantae; Streptophyta; Magnoliopsida; Rosales; Rosaceae. The transcript is spliced from 9 exons.